UAUGACAUCCAUCCCUGCUGUAGCUACUAGCUGGGUGCCACAGUAUUGUGAGCAGCAUUCCCAUUUGCAGUCUUCAGAAAACGGUCAUGGUGCAACAACCAGGAUAACUAUACGAAGACGUUAUUAUGGCAACAUCACCCCGUGAGCUCACACAGAACCCGCUGAAGAAAAUUUGGAUGCCCUAUAAAAAUGGUCUUCCAGAAAAACAUAUUUCUCAGAGAAAGGUAUGCAUGACCAACUGCCCCACCCUUAUUGUCACAGUGGGCCUCCCGGCAAGAGGGAAGACUUACAUCUCCAAGAAGUUGACCCGCUACUUGAACUGGAUAGACGUACCCACCAAAGAGUUCAAUGUGGGGCAGUACCGGCGGGAGUGUGUGAAGAUCUACAAGUCCUUUGAGUUCUUCCGUCCAGACAAUGAGGAGGGUUUAAAGAUUAGGAAGCAGUGUGCAUCAGCAGCACUGAACGAUGUCCGACGGUACCUCAGAGACGAGGGUGGGCAGGUGGCGGUGUUUGAUGCCACCAAUACGACAAGAGAGAGAAGAGGGACCAUCAUGAAGUUUGCGGAACAGAAUGGCUAUAAGGUGUUCUUUGUGGAGUCUGUCUGUGAAGACCCUGAGGUCAUUGCACAGAACAUUGUGCAAGUGAAGCUGGGCUGCCCAGACUACAUAGACUGUAACACAGAGGAGGCCGUACAGGACUUCAUGAAGAGGAUAAAGUGCUACGAGAACUCAUACCAGCCUCUGGAUGAAGUUCUGGACAGGGACCUGUCCUUCAUCAAGAUCAUGGAUGUGGGCCGGCGCUACCUGGUGAACCGGGUCCUGGAUCACAUCCAGAGCCGCAUUGUGUACUACCUCAUGAACAUCCACAUCACGCCCCGUUCUAUUUACCUGUGUCGGCACGGGGAGAGCGACCUCAACGUCAAGGGUCGCAUCGGGGGUGACUCUGGGCUGUCCCUGAGGGGCAAGGAGUUUGCCCGGUGUUUGGGGCGCUUCAUUGAGGACCAGAACAUCAGGGACCUGAAGGUAUGGACCAGCCAGAUGAAGCGGACCAUUCAGACGGCAGAGGCCCUGGGCAUGCCUUACGAGCAGUGGAAGGCCCUCAACGAGAUUGACGCGGGCGUGUGUGAGGAGAUGAUGUAUGAGGAGAUUCAGGAGCACUACCCACUGGAGUUUGCUCUGCGGGACCAAGACAAGUAUCGUUACCGCUACCCCAAAGGGGAGUCGUAUGAGGACCUGGUGCAGAGACUGGAGCCAGUCAUCAUGGAGCUCGAGCGUCAGGAGAACGUGCUGGUCAUCUGUCACCAGGCUGUCAUGCGCUGUCUCCUGGCCUACUUCCUGGACAAGUCUGCAGAGGAACUUCCUUACCUAAAAUGCCCUUUGCAUACAGUCCUGAAACUCACUCCAGUGGCUUACGGCUGCAAGGUGGAGUCCAUUUGUCUGAACAUAGAGGCAGUGAACACCCACAGGGACCGACCAGAGAAUGUAGACAUUACACGGAUAUCGGAAGAGGCCUUGCUUACCGUCCCCGCUUACCAAUGAGCAUGUCUCCUGACCUCACUAACCACCACUGUCAGACUGUCCAGCCCACACCAGCAUCCCACCCCACUGUUUUUCUUUUUGGGAAUCAGAAAAGCACAACCUAAUGUACAUUUUAACUCCAUGAGGUUCAGAAUAUGUUUCUCACCUUUUUUCAUGUUGCAAGAAUAAUUAACUGGAAUCCAGUUAGAUGAUGAUUUUUACCCUGCUGUUGGGGUCUGAAUUCUUUUUGUGUGUGAUUUUGCCAUAUGUAGGGCUGUGCAUAUUGUGUAUGAUGAAGAAAUAUUCAGUUUUUGGGAAUUGAUGUGAAACCAUGUUAUUUUAUGCUGUUAACAUAAAUGGAAAAUUGAGACAAAAGAAGUUGUUUUUAGGGAUCAAAAAUAUUGAAGAGGAUGUCAUUUUCAGAAGUGCUGUUUUGAUGAUAUUUCAGUUUCUGGCCAAAACGUGAAAUCGUGCUGCGAUUUCAUGUUUGUCUCCUUUUGGUGCGUUUGCGGAAAAUGAAUGCUUUUGUAUCUGUGAGUUUAUCACAUUUCAAUGUUUUGUUUUUUUUGCACAUCUCUGUCCAUUUUCCCAGUUAGAAGUUGUAUUUUCUCCAGAAGUGUGUAGUCACAAGUCACCUUCACUUAGUAAUUAGCUUUCAAAAAGAAAUGUGGAUGGUAGUAAAGCAAAAUACAGAGCUACAGUAUUGUUGACAAAAUAGGGAUAAGACAAAGGCUUUUCAGAUUAUUCACAUUAUUCCUUUAUGUCAGAUUUAAAUUUUCUACUUUGGCACUGUCUAGCUAAAAACACCAAAAUUUAAAGUAGCACCAUUAGAAGUAAAUUGUGAUUUAUUUUUACCAUUUUUUUACCUUGCUAUUUAUGUUCUUAUUGCCAUUUGAUAUGCACAAAUCUGUGAGACAUCAAGCUUGGUUUAGGUGUUGAUAAUGUAGUAAUAAACAAUAAAAUAAGAAAAGAGAGUGUCUACAUGGGAAACCCACUGUAGUACCCUAACCCUAACCCUAGAACAGGGUUGAACAAAAAAGCAUAUAAUUUCCAACUGUGUGUAGAGUUUACAAGUUGGGUGCCAUACGUAGUCUUUACCUGGUGAAAAGUAGAAAUUCUCACCUGAUGGUUGAGUCCUGUUUGGGUCUUGUCCAGUGGCUUGCUUCAUGAAUAUCUCUGAAGAGAUUAUUAAAUCGAAUCAAUCAUUUCAUUAUUUGCUCACAAAUACAUGUCUAGAAUCUGGUCCUGUUGUGCAAAGACCUACAAUCUCACUCUCUUCUGAAAAAAACUAAGCCUUGGAUGGGCUGUAUACAGUACAUGGGCAAACUUCUGAGCCUUUGGAAUAUCGCAAAUGGUUGUGAUGGGGAACACUGGGGUUUUAACUGCUCAGUACAGGGAACCUGAACAGGCUGAAACAAACUGUCAUUGUGCAUUUUAUUCCACACUGCAUGUGACAUGUUUGGCUGUAACCUGGCCUCCUGCUCUGUUCAGACUCUGUACAUGUCUCAAGGUGCUUCUUGUAAUAACAAAACACAGGGGCUUCAAAUUGUGUUUUUAAUCAACAUUUUGUUUAUGGCCAUGUUGUUGACUACAGUCAUUUUUGUCCAUCAGGAAUUUCUAAUUAUUUCAAAUUAAUUUUGCUCAAGAUCAAGUGUUUUGAUUUUAUUCAAAUUAUUGCAAAUUAAUUUUGCUCAAGAUCAAGUGUUUUGAUUUUAUUCUAAUUGUACAUCCGAUUAAUGUAACGGGUGUAUUUUGUGAUAUCUCCAUGACGUACAUGCCUAGAUAAUGUGAAUAAAUAAAUAAUCCAUUGGAAA
Messenger RNA from Anguilla rostrata (American eel), 3331 nucleotides. RefSeq names its product 6-phosphofructo-2-kinase/fructose-2,6-bisphosphatase 4-like. NCBI's taxonomy places the organism in Eukaryota, Metazoa, Chordata, Actinopteri, Anguilliformes, Anguillidae. Gene Ontology annotation, molecular function: fructose-2,6-bisphosphate 2-phosphatase activity; ATP binding; 6-phosphofructo-2-kinase activity. The transcript has 14 exons. Gene Ontology annotation, cellular component: cytosol. The record is from RefSeq and is a predicted model, not a curated record. The coding region runs from base 126 to 1538 and encodes 470 amino acids. Gene Ontology annotation, biological process: fructose metabolic process; fructose 2,6-bisphosphate metabolic process.